AUGCGACAAGAACAUUGUCAAUUGAGUUCAGUACUACUACUGCUACUACUACUAAUCCUCAGCUGGUUGGUUUCAGUCUUGUUGAGCUGUUGCGUAGCUCUCUCCAGGAUGAGCCCACAUAGCAUCUGCGCCCAUUUUAACUUGACAAAAACGCACGUAGUCUCCCGUCCGCUGUAUGGAUUGCAAGGAAAAGUUGCUGUCGUGGCUGUGGUGCUUAGUGUGAUGCACCAGCUUAGCUGGUCGCUGGUGGCAGCAGCGACACCUUCCUGUAGAUGCGGACAUGUGCAAGCAGUUGAUGACGUCUGGACAAAGCUAGGUAGCAGGAUCUGCAUGGAAAUCUGCUGUUUUUGUUCCGCUCAAGUUGGUUUUCGACCGGCCAUUGAGAGCGGACCCGACAUGCAGGACACGGGAGCUGAUACAUAUGGUGCUGCACACGACGGAGGGGAGGAGGCUUUUGAUGACGACAACACGGAAAAUCAGACACUGGUCAGUUUGAAGCGACGCCGUCUCGGUGCUUGCACACCUGCCUUCACAGCUGCGUGUUGUUGCCAUUGCUUCUACGUGUGCCAGUUCCUGAUCUUUCUGGUGAUCUUUCCGCUGUGGACGAAGUGGCUGGUCACAAACCCCAUGCCGACGCAGUACUGGCACGAACGAUACCCCAAGUGGCCUGCCAUUGCUGCCAUUAACGGCCAGGAACUUGCGGCAGAAGGUGGUGGUCGUGGCGCAUCCCAGCACGUGAAUCACGCGAUCCAGAUAUCCCCGCUGCCGAGCAAUGCAGACAGCUGCAACUACUCCUGUUCGUCAUGGCGUGGAUACAGGACAAACGAGAUGAAUUUCAGGGUGAGUCUUACAUUGAAUCACUCCGUGUUGUCGAAGGCCUAUGUCCACACAGUCUACCCUGUACUGCUAGCCUCGGCAGACUUCAAUGAUUGGUGGGUUGUUGCAGACAGGCGACAUGCAUGGCCGUCUCCUUUUUGGCGAGCAUGGUCUGAUGCGGCUGGCCAUGCUUACACGCAUGACACAGACUCCUGCAUUCGACCUCCAGUGGGCGCUGACAUUGCUCAAGCCGACUCUGGCAUGUACAUCUUGGCAUGUUUGGUAUGGAGCCCUGAUGACUUUGCAGAGAUAGAACAACUCCAUGAACUUGAUGAUGCUGCUCUGGGAGCGUACUGCUACAGUGCUGGUGGGGUUUGUGGCUGGACCUGUGACUCGGUGCUGAACGGUAACUUGAUGCAGGGCUGCAGCGCAGACGGCACCAUCCAGAUGACGUCUUCAUCAGUUGCUGGCACGGAGAUCCCAACAGCAAACUUCAAGGGAGCCGUCGAGAUGAAACAGUGCCUUGAAGGACGAAUGCCGGGUGAAUGCGAGACGACCACGGAAAACUUUCAGCACUGGCAAUGUCACGAGUGCAUGUAUGACCCGAGAACCGAGCAGGACAUGCGACGGCUGCAGAUCAUUCCAGGAAUCGGCGGUUUGCCCCCCGGCCUGGGUGAUCCUGAUGGCUCCAUUUCUGGGUUUGGAACAGGAGACACAAGUGGCACAAGUGGCACAUCUUCUUUUGGCGGCGACCCAGACAGCACUGCAAAAACACCAAUUGUUUACACCUCCCUUCCACGAUUCCGUGUGACUGUGAGUGCCAUGCCCAUUCCGGAGGGGACGGAUGUCUUCAGUCAACCACGUGUGUUCAUCUUGCAGUCAUCGCGUGAGAAAGGCAAGUGGCGAAAGCUGUACCAAACCGAGUACACUCAAACCGACCCACCAGUUCCCGUGGACCUUCAUGGCCAGCCACUUGUCAAGCAUCGGAACAAUGAGUAUGACGAGGAGCGGCUGCCCAUCAAGGAUCCUGUGAGCAAGCAUGCAAUGAGGUUGAACCAACUAAACCGUUUAGAGAUUGAUCCCGGUUGGUGCUAUGGUCGGCAGGGGCCAUUGUACCUAGUGGCCUGCGCAGUCAACAGCAGCCUUUAUGAGAAUGGCUUCGAGCGAUUCAAGCCUGGCCAGCAAGCAGCUCCCCCGCCUUUCAACGAUCGCUGCGUUGCCGUCUCCGGUCGCUGCGCACACGUCUGUCAGUCGGAUCAAGAACUUCUGGCAAACUGCACCGAGGAUGGAUACAUCAACGAGUCCGCACUGAUCGGAUUUGUUGGGUAUGAGAAAAAUCAGACGGCUCCUGUUUGGCUCUUCUGCUAUGUGCUUCUGAUCGGCUUCGGCGUGAAGGCAGUCAUGCUUUGCCCGGGUGUGUUUUCGCCAUAUCCGCACUUCCGCCGCUACGAUCCUGAACUUACUGCCCAGUUGCGGUACAUAGUUGUGACCGUCCCAAGUGCAGGCGAGAACAAAUGUACCGUGUUACGCAACAUCGUGGGCGCCAUUGGUUGCAUGCCGAAGGAUUGCCGGUGUCGCUAUCAUGUGGCCUUCGUCGACGAGGGUCACAGGGCAGAGCAAAAGGUAAUGUUCAUGAAGCUUGCGGCCGUAAUUGAAAAGCUACCGAACUUCGGAGGAGCAAGCUAUGAGGAGAAUGUGAGCCGCUUCUUCCAGCAAUGGGUGGAGGACACUAAAAAGAUGGAUCUGGCCAAGCUGAAGGAUGGUUAUCCUGGGGAGAUCGAGCCGGAGAUUCUCGCCCGAAUGAGUGGCAAGAAUGCCUUGCGAAGCCUGAGGAAAGAAGGCGGUUGGAGUUCAAUGCCGCCUCAAGUCAUUGAGCUUCUGGACAUUGCCUUACAGGCUUUGGAGGAGGAUCUUAAAAGCAACAAGAAAGAAAAGAAGGACCUCCACCUGGAUGAUGUGGCCGACUGGGAGCCGCAGGACCGCAACAGCUUGGCGCUCCGCCUGCACUACCUGGCGAGGGCUAAGCCCAUGGAAGAUGAGCGGACCAUCAAGGCGCAGCAUGUGGCCCCAGGAACUUGGUACUACAAGGUCCCCCAGAAUGCCGAGAACCAGGACUGGCUGAGGCUUCGUGCAAAGGCUCGUGAGAUGGUGUAUGGCAUGGAGGAUGAUGACCCCUUCAUGAACAAUGUGCCGCUACGGACCAGCCGUGGAAAGGCGGGCGGGCUGAACUUCUCUGAGAACUACCUGUGCCUCUACGCAGACAAGCCAGAAAACAUGUAUGGAGAUGAGAGGGACAACUUUCCAUGUUUGUACAGCAUUUGCGAUGCAAGGCAUCAGUUCCAAACGGAUUUCUUUCACAGCACCAUUCCAUACUUCUUCGACGAUGAUAUGGAACUCAACCCAUAUGUGGGCUUCACCCAAUGCCCCCAGUUCUUCCACGAGAUGCAGGACAAGCUUGACUAUUUGGACAACAACAAUGCACAGUUCUUCCGGCUGAACUGUAUGAUUCGAAAUUGUUGUGGUGGUGUCAGCUCUUGCGGAACGAACGGCACAUGGAUGAUCAAGCAUCCGCAGGGUGAUUUGGUGUGGGAGAAGGAGCGCAGGCGGGUUCGUGAUGCCGAGAGCAAGCGCAGAAGCCAGGAGUACGUUGAGCGUCGCACGUUCCAUGAGAGCUGCAAGGUCGAAGACACGGCAAGUAGUUUGCAGCAAGUGCUUCGAGGCCGCAGGUCGCAGUUCAUCAACCGCAGGUUGUCCUAUGGCAUGGCGAAGAACCCAAUCGAUUACCUGGCAGCCGUGCAGCGAUGGGCCGAGGGAGGAGUGGUCCUCUCGCUCCAGACGUUCUUCAGCUGCCACAAGGGCGUGUACAUGGUUUGGUUCACCCUGAUCUUCUUCUUCUGCUUCCUUGCAUCGCUCUUCCGCUUGGUCAGCAAGACCGACACCACCUGGGAGAUUGUCAAGUGGGGCUUGCUGGAUGAAGCGCGGUACCAGCAGAUAAUGCAGCCGGUGGUUUCUUGGUUUCGGAAUAUUGAGUUGCUAGCUCACAGCGCCUACUUCGAGCAGCACCCGGAGCUUUUUGAGACCUACAUUACCAUGACGCUUCAGUUCGUCAUCUGGGUCGUCAGCCUGGUCGUGUUCAUAUUCAUGGUCUUCAUAUUCACCGAAGUGCUGAAGUUUAUCCAGCGAGUCUGUGGGCUGAAGGUGCCCAUCAUGUGGCCAGACGAGAUGCGAUGGUGGGGCCGCCUCCUCAUCUCCAUGGACAACCUUACCUACUUCGUUUGGUUCUGGUGCGCCUUCUUCUGGAUUGGCUUCAACUACUACAGCAUUUUCGCCAAGCGGAACUAUCACUUCUCUUCCACUGGCAUGUUUUCUUUCAUGCUGGCCGUGCAAGUUUUGAGCUGGGGCAUGGUCAUUGCUUCAUCAAUGCGCUACACCCUCUCAACGAGCAUGGAGGCCAACGAGGUGAUUGGUUUGUCAAUGGACAACAUUUGGCGAUCCACCCAGCUGUUCUAUAUUUCGGCACCACUUCUGCUGUACUCCAUCAUCAAGGGAACUCAAGACUUCUUGCGCUACGAGCUCUACGGGGAAGACAUCAGCUUCUGGCUUGGUGGCGAUCGUGGAGUCACAUCCACAAACUUGGUCAAGUAUUGGACCCUUCUCCUCAUCCUUGGUGCCAUCGGCGUUUGGAUUUACUACAUCGUCGAAGGGCGCAAGCAUACCGGAGUCCUGUCAGCAGUCAUCAUCGUCACGCUCAUCGCCUUGGAUGUGCUCCACCCGUGCACCUACCUCUGGGUUGGGCGUACCAAAAUGACGCCGGAAAAGUCGGCCAAGUUGACAUGGGGCCAGGCCUUGGCGACCUGGGGAUGGUGGGAACUGAUGAUCGGCAGGCUUAUCCUCAAUGAAACAGUUACAGGGGUCAUGAAGUGGUUGGGCCCUGCGUGGUUUGUGUGUAUGCCGCUUUUGACACUGGUGAUGCCGUACAUUGGUGUGAACCAGGCCUUCAUGAUGAUUGGCGCCGCCAAUCGUUGA
Messenger RNA from Symbiodinium natans, 4842 nucleotides. NCBI's taxonomy places the organism in Eukaryota, Dinophyceae, Suessiales, Symbiodiniaceae. The record is from the annotation of a GenBank genome assembly.